AUGAUGGAGCUGCUAACUGGAGAGGUUCCUGUAAGGUGUCAGGAUGUGGCGGUCUAUUUCUCCAUGGAGGAGUGGGAGUAUAUAGAAGGACACAAGGAUUUGUACAAGGAGGCCAUGAUGGAGGCUCCCUGGCCUCUGACAUCACCAGAUGGGCUCGUAGAAAGAAAUCCCCCUGAGAGAUGUCCCCAUCCUCUGUAUUCCCAGGACUGUCCAGAGGAGACGCUCCCAGAGAACCAUCAGGAUGAAAAUCUGAUGGAUAUUAAGGCUGAGUUUAAAAAUGAAGAAGAAGAUGAGAUGGAUUUAUGGGGCGUUCAGCAGUAUGGACUCAUAGAAGGAAAUCCCCCCGAGAGAUGUCCCCGUCCUCUGUAUUCCCAGGACUGCUGGACACUCGGCUUAGCAUCAGGUUUUGGAGGCACGCCGGCUGCGAUGAACGGCUGCAGUGAUGGCCAGGAAAAUCCCAGUAAGAACUCGGAGGGAAACUUCAUCUUAUCACUAAAUUAUAAAGGAGAAGAUGAAGAUAUCGGGCAUGGCUCUUCAGGAGAAAACCUCAUUACUUAUAAUGUCCAUCCAGGACUUCACAGACCAGAUCUGUCAUAUAAUGCUCCUAAUCAUAAAGAACCUUCCCCUGACCAAUCACAGAUUGUUAUCACAAGUACCGGGCCCAAAGAGGUUACAAGUUUUCAGUGUGAGGAAUGUGGAAAAAAGUUCAAAAACAUCUCAGCUCUAAAUGGACACAAAAGAAUUCACGCAGUAGAGACGUCAUAUUCAUGUUCAGAAUGCAGAAAAUGUUUUACAAAAAAGUCAAUACUUGUUAGACAUCAGAGAAUUCACACGGAGAAAAUAUUUCCAUGUUCAGAAUGCGGAGAAUGUUUUCCAAAAAAGUCAAUACUUGCUAAACAUCAGACAGUUCACACAGGAGAGAAGUCGUAUUCAUGUUCAGAAUCACCGUACCGGUAUAUUAAAUCUUAA
Molecule: messenger RNA, 969 nt
Organism: Bufo gargarizans (Asiatic toad)
Lineage: Eukaryota; Metazoa; Chordata; Amphibia; Anura; Bufonidae
Product: oocyte zinc finger protein XlCOF8.4-like
Exons: 8
Coding region: 1-969 (322 amino acids)
Biological process (GO): regulation of DNA-templated transcription
Source: RefSeq, a predicted model, not a curated record